AUGGCCAAGCAUAUCAAUUAGAUAUUUGUGUUAAUUCUUUUAAUUAAUAUUUCAAUCGUUGCUAAUUAACUUUGUUUAAGAUAAUAAGCAAAAAUAAAAUCAAUUGUUAGGGCUCAUUAUAAAAAUGCAUUCAGCCAAUAUAAAGGGGCCUUAAUUUCAUCAAAAAUACUAAUUGGUUUCGUUGGAGGCAAUAAUGGAAGUUGCCUUAGGGAUAAUAUUUAUACUUUCAAUUUAUAUACAGAGAGUCCAAUAGGAUAUUCAAUAGACCUUGCGUUAAUUUAAAAGUAUGAAAUAAAUACAUUGAAAAUAUGGUUUUGGGACGGAGAUAAUAGAUACUAUAAUGUUAAAAUUACCAUCCUAUUAGAUGGCGAAGAAACCUAGAUUUAUAAUAAUUUGGCAAGAAAUAUAUUGACAAUAACAUUUCCUAGUCAAAUAGUCUCAGAAUUAAGGAUACUAAAUAUUGCCGGAAAUACAUACAACACUUAAUUGCACGUUAUUAAAGUAGAAGCUUUUUAUAAAUUGUCAUGA
Messenger RNA from Paramecium octaurelia, 528 nucleotides. NCBI's taxonomy places the organism in Eukaryota, Ciliophora, Oligohymenophorea, Peniculida, Parameciidae. The record is from the annotation of a GenBank genome assembly.